AUGGGAUGUAGAGGUCUCUGGAACUUGCGUGUCAAUGGCCACUGGUAUCGCUCCUGCCAGUCAGGAGGACGCAUUAACCCGCCAGAUUACCCCAAUACUUUGAAGACCGUGAAGCAGCUACGUGACACGCCGGACAAGCUCGAUGGGUGGGAGAAAUCCCCGGUCCCCGGUCCGCUUCACUCCAAUUUCGACUGGGUAUACACGGUGGAUCUCGAUGUGGGGACUUUGGCCGUUACGUUCUGGGACGUGGUGGAAGACAAACUGCUACCAGCGACGGUCUGUUUCGAUCUGGCCACUGUAUGUCAGGCCUCAAGCUUGUCCAUCGACGAUCUAGAUGCGCACCCUCGGUACUUCCCCUCUGACCACGUCAACGGUUCCAGUAAACCAAAUCAUGUCUGUAUACCUCUGGGGCAGUUGGAAUUACGCCUUGGCCUGCCGACUCCGUUGAACGAACUCCAGGCCCGAUUCUUCAUCGAUUUUAUCUUCCCAUGGCGCUAUUACAUUGAUGACCCUCAGACCUGGCACUACCAGUCGCCUGUCUUUCCGCUGAUAACUAUAGCCCUGCUACGACUGGCUGCCUGGGAUCUCGAAGUGUCCCCUGAUUGGGAUGUUGACCUUCCGAUAGCCUUCGAUUCCAUUCCCACCUGGAGUUACCCGGAGGACACAAUCUACUGGUUCCACCGAUUCCUCGUCGUCCUCCAUCCCAAUAUCGAGUCCCAGGCCAUGCUCGGCUCAGCGGUAGGGAAAGCUCAGCAAUAUAUCGAAAAUUCAACAUCUCGGGACUCGGAUGUCCGCUUGAUUAUCAUUUCACCCCACCACAUCGCCUUUGCAGAGCUCUCGAACAAUACCGUCUUAUCUACCAGUAAUCUCGCGUUGCUCUCUGAUUUGUCCGCAACUCAUUGCUCUCCUGGCUUCCGCGUCCUCUCCCGGAUCCUGACAUCGGACUGCUGGGGGAAAUCGAAUAUUCACCAAGAGACAUGGCAGUAUCGGGUGCCUCCUGAAAUGCUUCAACUCAUAAUGCAGAAGCUGGAGCCGCGCGAUGCUGUAGCCCUCGCGCAAGCCUCUUUCGUAGCCGAGAUGUGCUACUAUUCCUUCAUAUCUCAAUUCCCGGGCAUGACUGUGCGAAGCUUUCCAUUGCUUAUCCCCUGCUGUGGUAAACGCAGUGGACUCGAAGAACGCGGCAUCAUGUGCACCAAAUGCUACGCCUGGCAACACGCUGAUUGCAUCAACCAAGAAAGUCCGCCUCCCGGUGCCCCACUCAUCUGUUCCAGCUGCCGUAGCGGCGAGUCGUCGCCCGGCCUGAACCCGGGGGGGAUACAAAGGAUCAGUCGUCGGAAAUGGAGACAAGGUUGCCAGGUUGAAAUCAAUGGUUUCCCUAAGCUGCUUCAACCACGGCUUCUCAAACCUGCGCACUUACGACCUGCCCUGCGCUUCCGCGGCAAUAUACCCCCGGUUCCCCCGGAGCUGAUCGAUUACACGAUCCGAUUUAAUGGCACAUUUUCCGGACUAGCUUAUGGCGUGGAUGAUGAAGCCUGA
This is a messenger RNA of Aspergillus ibericus CBS 121593, 1536 nucleotides long. RefSeq lists its product as uncharacterized. The coding region runs from base 1 to 1536 and encodes 511 amino acids. Lineage: Eukaryota; Fungi; Ascomycota; Eurotiomycetes; Eurotiales; Aspergillaceae. The transcript is spliced from 2 exons. The record is from RefSeq and is a predicted model, not a curated record.